AUAAACAGAUGACAAGUUACAUAGUGUUCAUAAUGAACAACAUGAAAAUGAAGUGUUAAUAAUGCCCACCAGUAUAAUAAGAAUUAUCCAUCCAACCUGUAUUAGAUUAGUUGUGGAAGAAACAAUCAAAUUAUACUACUCUUUAGAGAAUACAAAAUUAUACCUUGAAAUUGAAUCACAAUAUAUUAAUGUUAGUGAAGAGCAGGCUUUUGCAAUUGAAAGUUUAAUUCAUUCAUAUCCACAAUUUAUAAGUGUUAAGGACUUAAAAUUAUCAACAUUAGAAGAAAAAAUCUUGUGAACCGCCAGGGAGGUUGGAGGUCUCCCUUUCCGGCGACAGGUCGUUAAACCUGCUCACUGUCAAGAUGGCUUAAAUGUUUCUUCUUCCCUUUCCCGCGGUAACGGGAUUUAAUUGUUCGGAUCGAGUGGAGGAGGGAGGAGUGCCGUCAGUAAGGUGGCAGGCGAUAUACGAGUAAACUGAGGACACCAAUUUAACAAGGAAACAAUGAUUUAUUAGCUAUCUACAUAGACGGUACAAUAACUAUUAUCGAGGGAAAUUUAUGAGUCCUUAAAAUGCAAAGGGUCUAGAGAGAGUUCACAAAAAUUUGUUCCAUACCUCUUUAGGUUGAUAGAUCUCUUGAGGAAAUUAUAUUUUUCUCUUUGAGGAAAAUAAUAGACAUAGGACGCAAUAUUCGUAGCACACAGUAUUAAAGUGACGGCGGAUGAACGACUCCCCCGAGAGGGGGAAGCAAGUGGCUUAUAUAGUUUCGUCGUGGGAGAAUGGUCAGGUGACCAAUUGUUGUGAGGUAAAAGAUACUCGGAUGGGUCAAAGUUGUCCCCAGGCCCAUGCUAACUAUCAACUUUGGAGUUGAAUGUGGGAUUGUUUUCGAAAUGGACGGAUGUCUACUUUGAACGAAAGGGGAGAACGAAAGGGGCCUUUUUUUAAGCUAGGUUUUAGUUUAGAAUUUAAAGGAAAAUUUAAUUGGGGGUUUAGAAAAAUGCAGGAUAUUAAUCAGAAAAUUUGGUAAAAAUUCCGAAUUUCGCAUUCACUCCCUGUUUUCUUUAAAAUCGCACUUAGUAGUGUGAUUUUAAACUUUUUGAGUGUUCUGUCUGAGUAGAGGUGCUCAGUAGCAAGUGAGAGAGUUUUUUCAAUUUCUGGCAAU
Molecule: messenger RNA, 1160 nt
Organism: Centruroides sculpturatus (bark scorpion)
Lineage: Eukaryota; Metazoa; Arthropoda; Arachnida; Scorpiones; Buthidae
Product: ribosomal oxygenase 1-like
Exons: 3
Coding region: 62-298 (78 amino acids)
Source: RefSeq, a predicted model, not a curated record